Molecule: messenger RNA, 2714 nt
Organism: Belonocnema kinseyi
Lineage: Eukaryota; Metazoa; Arthropoda; Insecta; Hymenoptera; Cynipidae
Product: pancreatic triacylglycerol lipase-like
Exons: 7
Coding region: 716-2350 (544 amino acids)
Biological process (GO): lipid metabolic process
Molecular function (GO): triacylglycerol lipase activity
Source: RefSeq, a predicted model, not a curated record
CAGCGUCCAACACGCGCUCACUUCUCCAAUAAAGUACCAGCUAUCAAUUAUAAAUUACCAAUUAUCAAAACAAAGUGACCUUGAUCUUGAAUCGGAAUACAACGUCUAGAUUUCUUUUUCGACAUAUCAGAGGGAAAUAGUUGAACGAUGAACCUGAAAGUGUGAAAGAAAAACCGUGUGAAUUUGAAAUAUCUUCGUACAAAUAGAUCGUUACUACUUAUCACGGAUCAUCUUUUUACUUGUCACUUUUAUUUCAUUAUACGAAGUCUCUGCUUCCGAGAAACACUAUCGCUAACUCGACGUGCGUCAAUCGAUUUUUCACGAUGUAUCUAUCGCGAACUCGGCAGUGUCUGGUACAGCUGCAAUUCAUGAUUGAAUGUUAAAGCGCAAACCUUAUUGUUAUUAAAACAAAACUUAUUUAAAAAAUAUAAUAUAUAAUAUUGAAGUGUAUUAUGUAAGUUCAGUUCAUCGAAAAUCUAAUAUUUAAAAUAUCUUUAGCAACCUUUUAAAAAAUGUGAAUCAAUCGUCGUUUACGUGCAACAAAGUCUUCAUGGUAAAGUUUUUGAAGAGAAAGAAAAUUAAUUUAAAACUUGAGUGUUUCAUGAAGAAAAGCCAGAACUUAACUGAAAAGGUGCUUAACUGUGAAUUAAUAUGAGUGAUAGUUAUAAUUUAUAAAAUAGUGAUUUUGUAUGUCAAAGAAAAAAAUUUAGUCAUCAUGUUUCUUAAUGAUACUUUGGUGAUGCUGAUGGUCACGGCCAAUAUGAUAGCCACGAUCCCCAAUGGAACGGAAACAGAUAGUCGACAAAUUGCGGAUCAAGUUCCUCUAAACAAUUCGACAACUACUACACUUUCACCUGAAGAGCAGGAGAAUAAAUUCGAUUUUGAAGAUGAAUGGUACAUGUGGAGAUGCUAUCAACCCUAUGGUUGUUUUUAUAUCGGAUCUCCAUGGUCUGGAGAGAAUCGUCCAGUCUCAACUUUUCCAGUCAGACCUGACAGUAUCAACCCACGAUUUCUUCUCUACACUCGGGAACAAUCAGAUAAAACAGAUAAAUCUUAUUCAUUAAGUAUAGAUCAGUUUGAAAGUAUACGAAACGCACCUUUCAAAAAGGAUGGCACCCUCUACUUCAUAAUUCAUGGAUACCUGGAUAAUGGAGACAAAACGUGGGUUUUGAGAACGAUGAGGGAAAUACUGAUCAGAGAAGACAGCAAUGUGGUAGUUGUGAAUUGGAUAGGAGGAGCUGGACCACCAUAUACCCAAGCAGUUGCUAAUACCAGAUUAGUUGGUGCUAUGACAGCACGAUUGGCUUCUCAAUUAAUCGAAAUUGGAAAAAUAUUGCCUACUAAAAUUCACGUGAUUGGGCACAGUUUAGGAGCUCACACUGCUGGUUAUGUUGGCUACCAUCUUCGAGUUCAAUAUGGCUAUAGUUUAGGAAGAAUCACAGGCUUGGACCCAGCUGAACCUCAUUUCAGUAAUACUUCACCCAUGGUGAGACUUGAUCCAACCGAUGCUGAUUUCGUAACAGCGAUUCACACAGAUUGCAACCCCUUUAUUAGUGGAGGCCUUGGAAUCACUCAACCAGUGGGUCAUAUUGAUUUUUAUCCCAAUGGUGGACGCAAUCAACCGGGAUGUAAUGAGGGUGUAUUGAAUUCAAUUACCCUUGAACGUGGCAGUUUCUUUCGCGGAAUCAAGAGGUUCCUAGGUUGUAACCACAUUCGAAGUUACGAAUAUUUCAUCGAGAGCAUCAAUACAGAUUGUCCCUUCCUGGCAGUUCCCUGUGCAUCCUGGGAUCGAUUUCUAGAAGGAAACUGCUUUGACUGCGUCAAGCAAUAUUGCCCCAGGUUCGGGUUCGAUGCUCAACCAGGAAACUAUCACGCAUCUGUUUAUCUCAUGACUGGACGCGAAAAACCUUUCUGCAAGGGACACUAUCGAGUGACAAUAAACAUUUCCAAGACAGUUGAGAGUGUCGAUCACGGUGGUGAGGUUGGCAUGUUCGUGAUGAAGGUAAUCGGAGUUAAUGGUAAAAUGACAGAGAGGUUGCAACUUAGUGAAACUUCUCAAUACUACGAGCCCGGAAGUACUCACACAGUAGUGCUGCCAGGAGACGUCGUAGGUAAACCGGAAGCUGUAGAAUUGUCCUGGGAAUAUCAAACAUCAGUUUUCAAUCCGCUAACUUGGAGACUGCUGCAUAAGCCAAAAGCAUACAUCGACUUCCUAACUAUUGCCAGUCUGGAGUUCAAUGAUGGAAUCACUGUUUGUCCAGACGAAACGAAAACUCUAAUCGCAAACGAGGCGAAGGUUCUGACAGUGGAAAAUUGUCGAAACACAGAUCUUAAUUUAGUGGCAACGUAAAGAAGAAAAAUAAUAAGGAACACGUCAUCAGCAGUAUCAUUGUUUGACUGACGAACCCGUGAAAAAGAGGGACUUAAUUAUCGCAUCAAAUAAAGUCGAAUUAUUAAGAGCAUUCACCCAUGAUUGUAUUUUUUAGAAAAAAUAAGAUUAUCGUGAGAGCAUAAAUACGUAAUUUCAAUAAAUUUUCCAGUCUUCACGUAUUAUAUCGAUUCUAUAAGUUCCCCAUAAUUUGUUGCUUGCCUUUAUCAUUUUAACAUACGAAAAAGACCCUACGCUUUUGAAAUAAAGGGCGGAACCGGACCCUUUGAAAUUGUAGGGAAACGCCCUAAAAAUAAUUGUAAUUAAAUAUCUCACCUCAAAUGUA